AUGGGUGAGAUACCGGGUGCUUUUGCCCAGGUGUUUAAUCUUAGCACCAGUAAUGAAGGGUUUUUGGCUGAACCUUUGGAUUUGGGAGAUGUUGCGAAGGGUAUGAUAGCUGUGACACUUAAUCUAGAUACGAGGAAGGCCAUUCGGGCAAGGUGGACACACGCCAUUAUUGUUAAAGUCUUUGGAUGGACGGUGGGUUUCCACUUCCUCCAUGCUAAGGUUAGGAACCUUUGGAAACCGGUGGGUAGAUUGGACUGUGUUGAUUUAGGCAAAGAUUACUUUCUCAUCAGGUUUGGCCUCGUUGAAGAUUACGAUAACGUUAUCAAAGGGGGGCCGUGGUUUGUGGGUGGGCAUUUCCUCACCAUCAAAGCGUGGGAACCAAAUUUCAGGCCUUCCAAUGCCACAUGCAAUCUUGUCGCAGUAUGGUUGAGAUUACCGGAGCUCCCAUUUGAGUUCUACGACCCGGGGUUUCUCAAAGAAAUCGGUAGUGCCAUUGGUCCUGUGCUUCAGGUUGACUCGCAAAUGGCGACAGAGGCCAGAGGGAGGUAUGCACGAAUCUGUGUGCAAGUGGACUUGAAUAAACCUCUCAUUAGGAGCAUCCUGCUUGAAGGUAUGAUUCAGGAAAUUCAAUAUGAAGGCAUUAACACAUUGUGUUUCUCUUGUGGUCACGUAGGACACCAGAAAGAGGGGUGUCCCUAUUCUGUUAAGACAAACGCUCCUACCCCCACGCCAGAGCAGGAGAGCACGCUUGGGGAAGAGGAAGUUGACGUGAUGGCAAGUAACAACUUCCAAGAGGUGGGAACUAGUAAUGUGAAUUUGAAGGAUGAGUAUGGCCCUUGGGUUCUUGUCAGAAGGAAGAAAGUAGGACCAAAAGGUUGUACUUCAUGUAAUCCUAGUAAAAAAGCUGAUGUGGGCACUAUGCAUGGGUUUGUCCACCAGUCUAAAGGUAUUGGUUCUCAUGUGACUUCUUUUAGUCCAAAAAGUAAUGCUAGAGGAGCCCGUGGACCUGUGGAUGGUUUAAGGAGUAAGGGCAAUUUUGGCAACACAAAAUAA
This is a messenger RNA of Quercus robur (English oak), 1053 nucleotides long. RefSeq lists its product as uncharacterized. Bases 1 to 1053 code for a protein of 350 amino acids. The transcript has a single exon. Lineage: Eukaryota; Viridiplantae; Streptophyta; Magnoliopsida; Fagales; Fagaceae. Gene Ontology annotation, molecular function: nucleic acid binding; zinc ion binding. The record is from RefSeq and is a predicted model, not a curated record.